Molecule: messenger RNA, 1929 nt
Organism: Fonsecaea multimorphosa CBS 102226
Lineage: Eukaryota; Fungi; Ascomycota; Eurotiomycetes; Chaetothyriales; Herpotrichiellaceae
Exons: 1
Coding region: 1-1929 (642 amino acids)
Source: RefSeq, a predicted model, not a curated record
AUGGCUACUCGAUUAUAUUGGACGAUCCUGUGGACCAUUCUGCUGGAUAAGAAGAAUUGCUUCUUUCUGUUCCUGUUCGUGUUUCGGUACCUGAGGUUUGCCGUCCACUUGGUGAGUUAUUUCCUCUACCGCCCAUCUCCCAUCCCACGGUCUCCGUCGCUGACAGAAAGAGACUGCACAGUCGUCAUCCCAACUUGCGAUCCGGAGGACCCGGCGUUUUCCCGAUGCGUCGAGUCGGUCGUGAGGGCAUUUCCUGCGGUCAUCCACAUCGUGGUCGUGGGCAAGGAGCAGGAGAAGCAGGUAUGGUCGACAAUAUUGCCCUAUGUCACUGGCUUCCCCAGCGUGUGCUUCCGAGUCUCAUCCAGCGUCCAGGCAAACAAGCGUCAUCAAAUCGCCGUCGCCCUACCAGCAGUCAGCACUGCCAUCACGGUUCUUUGCGACGACCAUGUGAUCUGGCCUUCGGCAACCAUCCUGCGUGCUGCAGUCGCCCCAUUCGAGGAGGAUGACCGGGUCGGCGGCGUGGGCACCACCAAACGCGUGAUCCGCCACCCACAUAAGGGCUUGUGGGCUGGGUUCUGGAACGUCAUGGGCGCGCUGUACCUGGAGCGACACAACUUUGAGCACACAGCCUCCAACGCGGUCGACGGCGGCGUCGCCGUCAUCAGCGGCCGGACCUGUCUCUACCGGACACACAUCCUCCAAGAUCUCGCCUUGCUGGCCGGCUACCUGGACGAGAGAUUCCUCUUUGGUCUCUGCGGCCCCUUGAACGCCGACGACGACAACUUCCUGACCCGGCACCUGGUCCGACAAGGGUGGAAGAUCAAGUUCCAAAACACGCCCGAGGCCCUGAUCCUGUGCGACGUCGGCGAGUACCCGAAAUUCCUCUCGCAGUGCCUGCGCUGGGCGCGCACCACCUUCCGCAGCAACUGUUGCUCACUGGUCACGGACCGCUCCGUCUACGGCGCGCAGCCUUGGGCCGUCUACUCGCUGCAGCUCAGCCUGAUGGUCAACUUUGCGCUCUUCUACGACGCCGCGCUGGUCUGGACACUAAUCCAGGCACCAUAUCUCUACACCCCAACGACGCUGAAGACGCUGGUCGCCUGGAUCUUACUCUCAAAGCUGCCCAAGCUGGCGCCCUACUUCCUCCGCCACCCGGCGGAUCUGCUCUACCUCCCGGCCUACUACGUGUUUGCGUACUUCCACUCGCUCAUCAAACUCUGGGCCCUGCUGACUUUCUGGGACACUCAGUGGUCUGGACGAAAUCUGGAUGGCAUUAACCGCGCUGCUGCGGCGGCGGCGGCUGCUGGUGAGGACGGGGCGGAUGCCGACGAUGGUGAAGGCAAGGAUGGAGGUGAAGGAGGAGGAGGAGGAGGUAAAGACCACCUUCAAGGAUCCGACUCUCGCUCCCUCGCCCGCGAGAAUCCAGAAGACUACUACUCUGCCCACGACUCCUCCCUCAGACAUGCCAGUGCCAGCCGGGGCAUCGCAAAGACACCUUGGGGCACUGUCAGAGCCCAGAACCUACACCAAGUCCCCGCCAACGUUCUCCAGACGCAGCUGGGCGGCAGCAAGCGGACCAAGAGAGCCUGGACAACGGGGCCGACAACGACCAAACAACCCCCCGACUACAAUGCGGUGCAUCAGGAAAACGGCAUCGCUCCCGAGGUAUUCCACGCUGCGUACUCGCGCCGCUGGACCCGACGGGGCGAAUGUCUAAGACUGCACGAUGGUGAUGCGUGCCCUCCUCCUCUUUCUCCCGCUACUACGCCAGCCAUCCCUGUUCCGUCCGAAGUCGAUUCCACAGUCUCAAGCGUCAAGGCGGAGACAUACUCGCGCUCCUGGACCCGACGCGGCGGAUGCAACAAACUCCACGACGAGGGCUAUCACUUGCGUCGAGGAACAUGCGUGUUGAGACCGUGUGAGCAGUGA